CAGGAAUCGCCUCAUAACGUUAAAGUGUAGGCAAAAUAUGUCGAAUAUAAAGCGAUGCCAAGACCUUUACAUGAAAUGACACAUAAAUUUUGAUGGAUAUUUGGGCGCUGGCAAAUAUCAAAAACCUACUUGUGAAUUUACCACGUGAUAAUAAAAAAAUUAUACAUGUGUACAUAUUAUUAUAAUAAAAUUGUCACAGUUUCAGCUAAUCUGCACCUGCAGAAGAGUGCAUUCCUUUCACUUGCCACUUUCGUUCGUACUUACUAAAUUCAAGUUUCAUGAACUGUCGAGAAUGGUUCGCAUUUUCGUAAUUUGGCCUUGAGGUUAGAUGCAAAAUAUAUUCCAGCCUCAUCCGUUUUCUACAACAAUUGGAACUCUGACAGAAAGAGCGACUGAUAGUGGUCAGCCAUCAGAAGAUUGGGCUCUGAUUUUGGAAAUAUGCGACACAGUAAAUGAAACAGAUGAUGGGCCUAAGGAGGCUAUUAGAGCGAUCAAGAAACGUCUCGUCACUUCUGCAGGCAAGGACAAUGUUUCAAUAUGGUACACAUUAACGCUCCUGGAAACUUUAAUAAAGAACUGUGGGAAAAGAUUUCACAGUCAGGUCGCCAACAAAGAGUUUCUGCAUGCUUUUUUAAAACUUUUAUCGCCUAAAAAUGACCCUCCACAACAACUACAGACAAAGGUUUUGUACAUGCUUAAGUGUUGGAUAUCAAGUAACUGGGAUGUCGCUGGUAAGCGGGAUUUGGAAAAAAUAUAUGCCUCACUUUUACAAAAAGGAGUGCAAUUUCCAACGGUUGCACCAGUUGACUGUUAUGUAGCAAAACCGUCAAGAGGCUUGCGUGAUAGUUUGGUUACAUCUAAAACUGGUGUAACUUUUCCGCGAACUGGUCCACAAGAAAAUGAGAAAUUACCUGGAAGAUCUGUAGUAAUUAAAAGUUCUGGAACGGAAUCAGAUACCCAUUUACAUAAUCAUUUAUCUAUAAAUCCAUCAAGUUCAAUUGUAUUACAUCCAUGCUCUAUUUGUCAUUGUAUACAUGAAUCAAAUAUUCAAUCAUUAGCUUGUCAUAAUCUUAGUUCAAAACCUAAUAUUCAUCCUAAUAGUUCUUCUGUAUCCUCAUAUAAUCGUUCAAUACGUAAUGUACAUUUUAAUGAUACAAUUCAAAAUAGAUCACAAAGUAGUGUUAUACCAAAUGAUUGUACUGUAAUGGUUGUUAAAUCGGAUAAUCAAUCAUCUUCUUUACCGUAUUCACAUCAAUCACAAAUACAUCAUUUACCUUCAUCAAAUAAUAAAUAUCAACAAAUGAAUACAAAUUAUUCAAUGAAUACUAAUGAUGAUGAAAUGGAAUUGGAUGAAGAUGGUAUUGUACGUCAUUUAAAUACAUCACAACGUAUUAAAUUAACAGAAGAUUUAUCUAUUGUUGAAACAAAUAUUAAUGUAUUAAAUGAUUUAUUAGCUGAAUUAAGACCAGAUACUGUAACUGUAGAUGAUUUGAAUUUACUCAAGGAAUUAAAUUGUACAUGUCGUAUUAUGCAUCAACGUGUUAUGGAAUUUUUAAGUCAAGUAUCUGAUGAAGAAGUAACUAAUAAUUUAAUUCAAGUUAAUGAAAAUUUAACAAAUACACUUUCACGUUACGAUCGUUUUGAACGAUAUUAUCAACGUGCAAUACGAAAUUCCGAUAAUAAUAAUUCUUCUAACAAUCAGCAAAUGGAUUCGGCAUUAUGUUUUACAAAUUCUAGACCACAACUAUGUUUAACUGCUUCAUCAAGUGAUCAUAUUGAUUCAAGACGUCAUCGAUCUGAUCAUCAUCACCAUCAUCAUCAUCAACAGCACCAUCAACAACAAUUAGCAAUUACAGCUGGACCAUCAUCUCUACGUCGUACAACUCGAAAUGAGUCUACAAUGAAUGGUGUGGUUAGUAACCGAAUGAAUAGUUUACAGUAUAAUCAUACAGAGUCGGGUAACAGUAAUAGUACUGCUGUUUCAACUGCUAGAAAUCAUCAUAAUAAUAAUGAGGAUGAAGAUGAUGAUGAAAGUUUGUUAGAUAUAAGUGAAGGUCCCAGUGGUGGUUCUACAACUAGAUCUCAUGAUUCCGAUGAAACCGAUGAAAUCGCUCAAUGGUUAUCUAGUCGACAAUUGAUACCUGUAAACUCACAGCAACAAUCACAACACAGUCAUCGUCCUUUUCAACAUCAACAACAGUCAUUGACUACAAACAGCCGUUCACAUUCAUGUGUACGAACAAAUCAUUUAAGCGCUAUCACAAAUACUACUACUACCACUACUUCUGCUGGUGUUUCGUUAUAUGCAACACAGAAUUCAUCAAAUAAAUCAGUCCAUUCUCAUCAAUCUUUUCAUGAAUUGUUAUAGUUACAGGUAAGAAAAAGCAUCGUCAUCAUCACCAUCAUCAUCAUCAUCAUCAUCAUCAUCAUCAUCAUCAUCAUCAUCAUCAUCAUCAUCGUCGUGGUAGUUAAAAACCGAUGAUGAUGAUGAUGAUGAUUGAUUGAUUUUUCGGGGGAGGAAAAGAUGGUAUUUGAUAAAUUUUAUAUUAUGCUUUCUUUUCAAGUUGUAUCUUUAAUGUUUAAUGUUUCUUAUUAUCACUGAUACUGGUAGUACCUCUACUGUUCUAGAAUUCGGUCCUGAUAAUUUGGAUGGAUUUCCAUACGUACAGAUUUCAAGUGGCUGAUUAACUGAUUGACUAUCCCAUCUUUUCAUUUAUUCAUCAUAAUAAUCAUGUGUAAUUCAUUCAAAAACAAUCACUUAAUAUUAUUUUUUAUUUUGUUUAAAUAAAUUAAUUUUGUAUAAAAUUUAAAAAUUCAAUAUUCAAUGUUCAAUCUAUUGAAUCCUUGUCACUUUGAUGUUUCCACUGGAUUAUGUAAUAAACUACAACAGAUAAAUAAAUAGUUCAAAGCAGAUAAUACACAAGAGAAAAGAUUUCAUAGAGCUUAAUUCAUUGAAUGAAUCUCCUGUUUCGUAUAUAUAUACUACUUAUUAUAUAUUACAUGCUAUGUGUUAUACUACUUAUAUUACUUAUUAUGAUUAUUAUUACUACUACCAAUACUAUGAAGGAUAGAUAACUUGUUCAAUAUAAUAUAUGUAUAUAUCUUAAUAUUUUUCCAAUGGUAAUCUAUUUCCUUUGCCCCCCCCCUUCCAAAAAAAGAGAAAACAAUGUGAUGACACUGUUUCUUCUUCUUCUUCUUCUUCUUCUUCUUCUUCUUCUUCUCCUACUUAUAUAUUCGUUAUUCAUUCUUUCAUUUUGUUACAUAUUACCAGAGUAUAUUCAUUUUGCUUCAAAAUUAUUUCACUGAUCCGAUAUUUUCAUUUUGUGAAGAAUUUUUUUUACGCUAAAUUUCCCCCCCUUUUUUUUCUCUGUUUCUAUGUAUGUGCGUAUGUGCGCGUGUGUGUAUGUGAGUAUUCAUUGUUGAAUUAUUCCCCCCCUUCUUUCUUUUUACAUUUUCUUUCAUUUAAUUGUAAUUUAUUCAAUUAAUAAAUAGUUGACAAGGUGAUUUAAUUCAUAUAAAUUGUCUCUAUAGACACUAAUAUUUUGGUUCUGUUUUUUUUUUAAAAUUUUUUAGUGAAUAUGAGAAAUUUGGUAAAUACCUAAUUAGUUUUAUUGUUUUCUUCUAUGUUUGUUUGUUUCUUCAGUUUUUCUUUUCUUAUUGUUUGUUUGUUUUUUCAUUUGUUUAUUAAAUUAUUUAGUUAUUUAUUAAUGUGUAUAAAUGAAUGAUCGAUUCUGUCACUCACUCACUCACUCACUCACUCACUCACUCACUCACUCACUCACUCACUCACUCACUCACUCACUCACUCACUCACUCACUCACUCACUCACUCACUCACUCACUCACUCACUCACUCACUCACUCACUCACUCACUCACUCACACACUCAUUCACACACUCACUCAUCCUCUCUUGUUCUCUCUUCAAAUUGGACAUGUUAUUUUUUUUUGGAAUAUUUUUAUGAUUUUGUUUGGUGUUACCGACAUUAAUCAAAUCUACAUUAUCUCUAUGUCUUUAUGUAACAUUCAUUAAUUGUCUAUUAUAUAAUUAUUCAAUAUUUCCUUUAUGAUUUAGAUUAAAAAAAAAAGAGAUAAAGAUAGAAUAAAUGAUUAAAUAUACUACUUAAUUGAAUUAUUUUCUGAAUAUAUAUCUAUUUAAACAAACAAACAAAGAAAC
Schistosoma rodhaini is the source of this 4176-nucleotide messenger RNA. Lineage: Eukaryota; Metazoa; Platyhelminthes; Trematoda; Strigeidida; Schistosomatidae. The record is from the annotation of a GenBank genome assembly.